This is a messenger RNA of Carya illinoinensis, 1867 nucleotides long. RefSeq names its product homeobox protein knotted-1-like 1. Gene Ontology annotation, molecular function: DNA binding; DNA-binding transcription factor activity, RNA polymerase II-specific. The record is from RefSeq and is a predicted model, not a curated record. Lineage: Eukaryota; Viridiplantae; Streptophyta; Magnoliopsida; Fagales; Juglandaceae. Gene Ontology annotation, biological process: regulation of DNA-templated transcription. The transcript is spliced from 5 exons. Gene Ontology annotation, cellular component: nucleus. The coding region runs from base 719 to 1633 and encodes 304 amino acids.
ACUCCUACUGUUUCAGUAUUUAACUGUGUCCACUGUCCCUAUUCCAUCCCCCUCUCUCUUUCUCAAGUCACGGUCCUUCUCCAUCUUUCAUUUCUCUCUUUUUCUCGUCUAGUCUCUUUUGCAGGUGUCCCUAUCUCUCUCUCUCUCUCUCUCUCUCCCCUCUCUCUCCAUCUGUUUCGCUCUUUCUGGUUUUCUUGGAAAAGAAAGUAAGGUCAAGUCUCUUUCCGAGGCCUUCUUGAUCCCUCUUUCUCUCUCUCGCUCUCUCUCUCUGGAACUUUAUCAUUAGGAUUCAUGAAGUUCAUAUAGUGGCGGCUUGUAUCGAUUCCAGAAAGCUUAUAUAUAUAGCUCAUCUUGUUUUAAGCUUUUAGCACAUUCGGUAUUGCUUGUAGCUGCGUUUACUGAUCUUUAGCGUGAAAAAGUUCUUGUUUACUGUUUAAACCUAACCCCCUCCCCUCCCUCUCUCUGAUUCUUGAGCUUAAAGACUGAAACGUGUCGUAAUGAUACUCUAGAAAGAUAUUACCGCGGCUGUUGGCUUACCUACUUGUAGAUUAAUGUUACCUCUGCUUGAACCGCAAUGCAUUUGCUUCUAAUUCUCUGCCUGGCUCUCCCUUUGAAAUUCUUUUCAUGAGUUGGAGUUUCUUUAGAGCCUAGAGGGAUUGAUACUUGUGACAAAUAUUCCUUUGACUAGCGAGACCGUGAGAGAGUUGCAAUUCUUGCGAUGGAAGAGUUUUAUAGGCUUAAUCCUGUAAUAUCUUCUUCUAAUACUUCAGCUAGAUUUCACGGCUCUAUGGAUAACAUGCUCCAAUUCGAAGAGGCUGAGCCAGAAGUCGGAGGAUCGGAGAUGAUGGAUCUGAUCAAGAACCAGAUUUCCAACCAUCCUCUUUAUCCAAAUUUGGUUUCUGCUUAUAUAGAAUGCCAAAAGGUUGGAGCUCCCCCGGAAAUGGCGUCUCUUCUUGAAGAAAUCAGCCGAGGAAACCACUACGCAUUAGGCAGAACUUACAGUGAGAUAGGAGCUAACCCAGAACUGGAUGAAUUCAUGGAGGCAUACUGUAAGACUCUAUAUAGAUACAAGGAGGAGCUAUCCAAGCCGUUCGAUGAAGCUACCACAUUCUUGAGCGGCAUUGAAUCACAGCUCAAUAAUCUCUGUAAAGGAACCUUGACAAGAACCUUGGAUUAUCGUUCUGAUGAAGCAACUGCGACUUCAGGGGAGGAAUUAAGUUAUGGGGAGGUAGAUGCAGCAGCACUUGAAAAUCAGGAGUUCUCUUCUGCUGGCCCUUCAGGAGACAAUGAACUAAAAGAAAAGCUCCUUCGAAAGUACAGUGGCUAUCUUAGCAAUUUGAUGAAAGAGUUUUUAAAGAAAAGGAAGAAGGGAAAGCUACCAAAGGAUGCGACAGUAGCAUUGAUGGAUUGGUGGAAUACCCAUUAUAGAUGGCCAUAUCCGACGGAGGAGGAAAAAUCAAGGUUAUCGGAGUUGACAGGAUUAGACCAAAAACAGAUAAGUAAUUGGUUCAUAAAUCAGAGGAAGAGGCAUUGGAAGCCAGCUGAGGACAUGAGAUUUGCUCUCAUGGACGAUGUUAGCAGUAGUGCUGGACGACCUAUGUUUUUCGAUCCUGGAGAUAGCACAGGAAGAUGAUUUCUUUAUUUUUUUUUCAUUUUUAUAAUUUGGUUUUAGUGCAAGCAUCAUAUUCUGGUUAGAUCAUUGCCUGUAAUCCUAUAUAUAUGUAUAUGUUUUGUCAUGUUGGUCUGCUGUAGUGAACUAACACUCAAAGGCAGCUUUUUUUGUCAUUUGCUUCCUCUUAGAAUUUGUUGAUAACUUUGAUUAUAGCGCCCCAUUAUACUGAAAAUGAUCAAGAAGAUAAGAAAGCAA